AUGAAGCACUGUCCCCUUCAAAGAAGAUAUCAUCGAAAUUCGUUUGAAAUCGCGCUGUUAGGAGCAGCCAGUGUGGGAAAGACGUCGCUGGUUCGACGGUCGUUUUAUGGGGAGUUUGAUGAUGAGUAUACCCCAACAGUUGAGGACUACUACAAACGUGAAACGCACCAAAACCAUAGUGUAACUGUUCUUAAUGCCACAGACUGUGCUGGGAGCUUUCAGUUCCCUGCAAUGAGGCAAGUAACCAUCCGAAGAGCUGCUGGUGUGGUCCUGGUUUUCUCAUUGGACAGUGAAUUUUCGUUUCGUGAGCUUUACAGAAUAUUACACGAAGUCAUCAUGACCAGGGGAGAGGAAGGAGUUCCAAUUGUUGUUGUUGGAAAUAAAAAGGACUUAGGCGUUCGGGAAGUUUCAGAGGAAGAGAUUGCGGAAUUAACAAGAAAAUUCAGCUCUGAUCGAUUCCCUCUGCGUUACGUUGAGGCGUCAGCUAAAGACAAUUUGAACGUUGAAGAAGUUUUUAAUCAGCUUCUUAGACUUUUGAUGCCUGAAGCUGCCCCGAAGAAGAAGCGAUUCAAGAUUUCUAAAUUAGUCAACGAAGCGAAAGAAAAAUGCCAUGUUAUGUGA
Messenger RNA from Porites evermanni, 621 nucleotides. The record is from the annotation of a GenBank genome assembly. Lineage: Eukaryota; Metazoa; Cnidaria; Anthozoa; Scleractinia; Poritidae.